CACUUACAUGUGACAAAAUCUGCCAAUCUUGGUACCCUGUCUUUCCUCCGCCACUACCCAAUUCCUAGUCACCACUCCACUCCCCAGGUUCCCAGCUUUACAUACCCAAUACAAAAACAACGCCAGAUCAGCGCGACCCAGAUACUCCAUUGUCACAAUGAAUCAAGCUUUUCUCCUCAUUCUCACGACACUAACUGUUUCAGGCUUGAUCAACUUGGCAGUGGCUGAAGGUGGGUUUUGCUCUGCUGCUCCUUCAAUCAUCGACUCGGGUUCGGACACCAAUCAGCUGUAUUGGAAGGCCACCAAUCCCACACUCUCUCCUUCUCAUCUUCAAGACCUGCCAGGUUUCACACGAAGUGUCUACAAAAGAGACCAUGCUUUAAUUACACCAGAAAGUCAUGUCUUUAGCCCUUUACCUGAGUGGACCCUGACAUCAGGAGCGUAUUUGAUCACACCUGCAAUGGGCUCUCACUUUGUAAUGUACCUAGCAAAGAUGCAAGAGAACUCGCAGUCUGGACUUCCCCCAAAUGAUGCAGAAAGGUUCAUAUUUGUGGUUCAGGGUGCUGUGACCUUAACUAAUACUUCUGGUAUUAGCCAGAAAUUAAUGGUGGACUCAUAUGCUUAUCUACCUCCUAAUUUUCACCAUUCCAUUAGGUGUGAUGCAUCUGCUACCCUUGUGGUUUUUGAAAGAAGGCGUUCCUCUCUGGAUAAUCUACAUACUGAGCAGAUUGUUGGUUCAACAGACCAGCAGCCACUCCUGGAAACUCCAGGCGAGGUCUUUCAACUAAGGAAGCUUAUUCCAACUUCUGUAUCAUAUGACUUCAACAUCCAUAUUAUGGAUUUCCAGCCUGGGGAAUAUCUUAAUGUGAAGGAGGUGCAUUACAAUCAGCAUGGUUUAUUGCUUCUGGAGGGACAGGGCAUUUAUCGGUUAGGUGAUAGCUGGUACCCUGUUCAGGCAGGAGAUGUCAUUUGGAUGGCGCCAUUUGUGCCACAGUGGUAUGCUGCAUUGGGUAAAACUCGGUCACGAUAUUUGCUGUACAAAGAUGUAAAUAGGAAUCCAUUGUAGUCGUGUGUCAUGAGGAUGUUUUCGGUUCCAUGUUUCUGGAGACAGAUUGAUGUAUCAUAAAUCAUAAGCCAAAUUGCUGCCUUCCAUUACCUGUUAAGUGUCAACACUGAAGAGUACAUUGUACAUUAAUCAUAGCAGUAAUUAUAUUCUUCUAGUC
This is a messenger RNA of Rosa rugosa (rugosa rose), 1223 nucleotides long. Its product is annotated as (S)-ureidoglycine aminohydrolase. Gene Ontology annotation, molecular function: ureidoglycine aminohydrolase activity. Lineage: Eukaryota; Viridiplantae; Streptophyta; Magnoliopsida; Rosales; Rosaceae. The transcript is spliced from 13 exons. The coding region runs from base 158 to 1066 and encodes 302 amino acids. The record is from RefSeq and is a predicted model, not a curated record.